GCAGCUGUUCCAGCACCUCACCACUCUCACAGCAAACAACUUAAUGGAACCCUGCAGCAUGCAGCAUCCAUCCUGCUGCCCUAAGAGAGAUGGGUUGGGAGCUCUGUGCGUCACUGUAACGGGGCAGGAAUGGAAGCAUGGCACUGAGCUGGGCCUGGCUCAAGGCUGCGAGCAGAACUGGAGGAGGUUGAUUGAACUCCCAAUCUGACAGAUGGAGCACAGGGAUGCCUGCGUGGGCACCAGCCUGCCUGGUUGGAAUUGAACACCGAUGGGAUGAGCUCACACACGUGGUGCAUCAGUAAUGUGCUUUGUUGCCAGGUGUGGGUGUUCUGAAGGUCGGAAAGGAGCACCAGCAGACUGCAUGGUGUGUAGUGCUUUAUCCAUUUAGCAGUGUCAUUCAGAAGCAAUUCUUGUUACUGACUUGAGGUUUACAUCAAGUCUGGCUUUUCAGUUCCAUAUAAGGGUUUGAUAAGUGAUGUACGUCAGAACCAAAAAAUCAGCCACCACCAAUGCUUGGAAGUUGGCCGAGUGGGCAGCUGGAUGGGCAGUAGUGAGGGAGAGGUUUAAGUUCCAUGUGUGAAGGAAGCUGAGCUCUCCAGCACUGACUGGGUGCCCUGCGGUGGCAGUGCAGGGUGAGCAGUGCUGGGUGAGCAGCCCCAGGUGGUGCAGCACCUGGAUUACAGCAGCAGCUCUACUGCAGAAGCAAAGAAAAAGUGAAGCACAGCAUAUGGAUGUUGUAGAGGAAGUGUUUGCUCUCAUUUCACUCACUGCAGAAGUUAGUUUGGGCUUCAUCACUACAGAGACCUCAGGGAGAUCUCAAAGACUGAGAGAAAUCUGCACGUAAUGUUUAAGAGUUUAUGGGAAUAACUGGAGCCCAUAGGAGAGGAUUAGCAUUAGGUGAGGAUGCUGCUGUGCAAAGAUAACCAAGGGAAGGUACUGGGAGUGAUGUGAGGGGCUGGUGAUUUUCUGAAUCAUAUAGAAGGCUGUAGGAAAGUCCUCCUGUAAGCAAACCCCCUUUUGGAGCUGUGAAAGCAUUUCUCAUGGUGUGUUCUGAAAUGCACGGUCUGGUUUUACGGAUGGGCGUUGUGCACAUAGCUGUGAGGUGCUGAUUCCCAUUGCAAAGCCUCCCUGCUUCCUCGGAGCAGUUUGGCACCAGUGGCCACAUGGCCCAGCUCCUUCGGAUGGGUGCCGUCUCUGUUUGUUGAGACUUUCUGAACUGUUUUGUUUCAUAGAUUGUAACCGAGACUGACAGCAUGCGUUCCCAUUUGGGCAACUUAGGCUUUUUGUUCUGCUUCUGUUUCUUGUUGCUGUUCAUUUCAGUCUAUGCCAAAUAAACGAUGCUUUAUUCGAUACCUGCGUUGGUGCGGUGCACUUGCUGGGAACAAUGCCUCAUCGGAUGGACCCCAGUAAACUGAUCUCUGCCUUUGUGGCAGUCGGUGGGAAGGGCCACAGGCAGGGCUGAGUGCCACUGCAGUCCUGAUGGAGCCAGGAGCACCUCGGUGACCUGCAGUUCUGCUGGGGGACAUCGCACAAAGAACCAUAGAAUCACUCAGGCUGGAAAAGGUCUCUGAGUUCUCCAAGCCCAACCCCAUCCCACCCACCGUGCCCACUGCCCACAUCCCUCAGUGCCACAUCCCCACGGCUCUGGAACACCUCCAGGGACGGUGACCCCACCGCUGCCGUGCAGUGUGUGCGAGGACAUAAGGUGAGCUCAUCUCACAGCUGGAGCACGCGGAAAGAGAACGCAAAGUUAAAGAGACGGAAGCGCUGAAGGAUUACUGCCGGUAGGAGCCCACCGGGCUGCUCCGGGUUCGGGAUCACAGCCUCCCUGCUGCCCGCACGCAGCUCGAAGCCCUCGGAUCUCGGGGGAGAGCAUCGUGCCCGUCCCGGCGGCCCCGGGCGCAGCUCCUCCUCCUCCCCGCCCCGGGGAGGCGCUGACCGCGGCUCUGGGCUGAGGUCGGGGGCGCAGCCGCGCCAUGGAGCGGUACGAGAAGCUGGGCAAGGUCGGGGAAGGCUCGUACGGCGUCGUCUUCAAGUGCCGCAACAGGGAGACGGGCCAGAUCGUGGCCAUCAAGAAGUUCCUGGAGUCCGAGGAAGACCCGGUGAUCCGGAAAAUCGCGCUGAGGGAGAUCCGCAUGCUGAAGCAACUGAAACACCCCAACCUGGUGAACCUGCUGGAGGUGUUCAGGAGGAAGAGGAAGCUGCACCUGGUCUUUGAGUACUGCGACCACACUGUUCUCCACGAGCUGAACAAGCAUCCCCGGGGGGUUCCGGAGCAUCUGGUCAGGAGCAUUACCUGGCAGACCCUCCAAGCUGUGAACUUUUGUCACAAACACAACUGCAUCCACCGAGACGUAAAGCCAGAAAACAUCCUGAUAACGAAACACUCUGUCAUCAAACUCUGUGACUUCGGAUUUGCUCGCAUGCUGACUGGCCCAGCUGAUUACUACACAGACUACGUGGCGACCAGGUGGUACCGCUCCCCAGAGCUGCUGGUGGGGGACACGCAGUACGGCCCUCCUGUGGACGUGUGGGCAAUAGGCUGCGUCUUCGCGGAGCUGCUCUCCGGGGUGCCGCUGUGGCCCGGCAAGUCGGACGUGGACCAGCUGUACCUCAUCAGGAGAACGUUGGGGGAUCUUAUUCCCAGGCACCAGCAAGUGUUCAGCACCAACCAGUUCUUCAGCGGGGUAACAAUUCCAGACCCAGAGAGCAUGGAGCCAUUGGAAAUGAAAUUUCCUAGUAUUUCAUACCCUGCUUUAGCUCUCAUGAAGGGCUGCCUUCGUAUGGACCCUGCGGAGAGGCAGACGUGUGAGCAGCUGCUGCAGCACCCCUAUUUUGACAGCAUUAGGGAGGCAGAUCUGGGGAAAGAACAUGAAAAAGCAGCUCGGAAACCAGCCAAGCUGACACGGAAGCACGUGCCGGGGUACCUGCCUCAGUUAAGCAGCAGCAAUGUUCUGCCAGCUUUGGACAGCAAGAAGUACUUCUGCAAAACGAGGAAAUCCAACUACCAUUUCCCUAACAUCUAAGUGGGUGGCAGAUGAAAAACUACAUA
This is a messenger RNA of Phasianus colchicus (ring-necked pheasant), 3052 nucleotides long. It is a transcript of the gene CDKL1, whose product is annotated as cyclin dependent kinase like 1. Gene Ontology annotation, molecular function: protein serine/threonine kinase activity; ATP binding. Lineage: Eukaryota; Metazoa; Chordata; Aves; Galliformes; Phasianidae. The record is from RefSeq and is a predicted model, not a curated record. Gene Ontology annotation, biological process: protein phosphorylation. Gene Ontology annotation, cellular component: nucleus.